Messenger RNA from Aspergillus lentulus, 972 nucleotides. RefSeq lists its product as uncharacterized. The record is from RefSeq and is a predicted model, not a curated record. Gene Ontology annotation, molecular function: N-acetylglucosaminylphosphatidylinositol deacetylase activity. Gene Ontology annotation, cellular component: endoplasmic reticulum. Lineage: Eukaryota; Fungi; Ascomycota; Eurotiomycetes; Eurotiales; Aspergillaceae.
AUGAAGCUUAAUCACUUCCUUCUUCCAGUAGCACUCACAGCUACUGCAGGCGCCCAAACCCUCAACAUUGUUGCACAUGAGGACGACGAUCUGCUCUUCUUGAGCCCCCAACUACUCAAUGAAAUUCAGUCUGGCCGGAGCGUCCGCACCAUCUUCCUUACCGCUGGAGACGCGGGCAAUGGUGCAGACUACUGGAUGUCUAGGCAAGAAGGGUCUAAAGCUGCGUACGCCCAAAUGAGUGGUGACGACAACUCCUGGACACAGUCGGACGCCGGCAUCCCAGGCUUCAACAUCCCGUUGUUUACAUUGAACAACGACCCCAGUAUCUCACUUGUCUUUCUUCAGCUACCGGACGGGAACAACGGAGGAGAGGGCUUUGGAUCCGGAAGCCUGCAGCAACUGUGGCAAGGUACCAUAUCCUCUCUGACAUCCUGGGGCGGAUCCUCAUACUCCAAGGGCGACUUGGUGCAUGUGCUGAGACAGCUGGCCGAUAAUUUCAACUACGACCACAUCAACACCCAAGACUUUGUCCAUGAUUACGGAGACGGAGACCAUAGCGACCACCACACCACCGCUUAUUUUGUCCAUGAAGCGUUCGCUGAUUGUGCCAGCAGCGCGUCGAUCUCCGCUUACAUGGGCUAUCCUGUCGUGUCGGAACCAGCUAACAUUGAUGGCGAGCUUCUUCAAAAGAAGAAGUCAGUCUUCUAUAAUUAUGCUGGUUAUGACAGGAACACAUGCCAUAGUGAUGAGACCUGCAGCGGACGUGAUGAAGCUCUCUGGAUUCAAAGGGAAUACGUCGUCACGGAAUUGGGUCAAUCCAGCUGCAGGAAAGCUACGAGCAAGGGCCAGGUCUCUACUGCGGUCACCCCUUCGGCAUCCUCAACCCAUUCACAUAAAGUGAUUCCCAUGGCCGCUGCAAGCAUGACAGUGUCUCCAUCCGCUGCUAUCCAAUCUGGGUCCCCCCACGUAUAG